Schistosoma intercalatum is the source of this 992-nucleotide messenger RNA. The record is from the annotation of a GenBank genome assembly. NCBI's taxonomy places the organism in Eukaryota, Metazoa, Platyhelminthes, Trematoda, Strigeidida, Schistosomatidae.
GGAUUGAAGAAUUGUAGACUAGCGGGAGCGAUUAAUAAUAACGAUACAGGGAAUAUGGCUGGCAGUAGGUGGCCGGCUGCAGUGGCUCCUACUAACAGAGUCGGCAAUGCUUCUCGAGCAAAACAAGUUAUUUUCGAACCUACAUUUGCCAAAAUGGAAAAAGAGAAUUACGCUUUAACUCAGCGACUAAAGGAAGCUUUCUAUAAGGUAGAGAAGCGGUAUCCUGGUUUCAGUAAAGAUUUCAUGAUUGGCUUGCUUCAGCGGAUGGGAGUCGAUAGUGAAAUCGACGUGACUGAAACGUGUUUACGGAUUGCUGCUCUUCAAGAAUGUGAUAAUCCAAGGACAUCAAGAAAUCCUAGGGUUUUGGAGUUGGAACUUACGGCUAAGACCCUGAAAACUAUUCUUAGUAGCAUACCUGAUGAAAUUAUCGACCGCAGAGCAUUUAUAGAAGUCAUCAAAGGAAUAGCAGAUGCGAUAAAGAUGUUGUUAGCUGCUGUGGGUGCGUUUUAUGAUACGUUACCACCAGGAACACAAAAGAAAUGUCUUGAAGAUCAAAAACGGAAAUUUAUCACCUACUGUCGUAAAUUUAGUGACACUUUGAAGCAGUACUUUAGGAACAACGAUCAAACUGUGGUUUUCAGCAGCGCAAACCUUCUGGUUAGCCAAACCAACCUAAUUUUGUUUGUGGUUCAUGAUGUAGAUUGAAGAAAAGGGAAAAAUGCCACCAUUGUUAAUAUUUUGUGCUUACUUCGGAUUAUAUUUCCUUAUGAAUGUGAUUUAUGAAUAGUUGAAGAAUUAGUUUUUACAUCUAUAGUAAACUGGUUACUUUUUUUAAACAUUAAAAUUGCGAUUUCGCGUUACUUUUUUCCAAAUAUUUGACUAAGUGACAAGUUAUUUUGCAUCAUUACUUAUACUUUCUUUAUUUCCAGCUCCUUGUAAAUUGAGAAUAAAAGCUUUUUACGAAAUAGGAUAUAAAAUUAUUUGUGUUUCAA